AAGCUCCACCAAAACGUCACAACAAAAAUCCGCGCGUCCAAAAACAAAAAUUUCCUCUGCUCGCACUGCUCGCCGGCAAUCAACGAAAGAUUUUUAUCGAAUUUUACCUCGAAUGGUGUGUGUAGAAAGUGCUGGCGCAAUAUGACUUCCAUCAUCAAGAUGCACGCCAUAUCUGGCGCGAUGGAUGAGUCGCCCCCGUGCUAUAUCCUGCAGGUGGACGAUGUGCGAAUUUUGCUCGACUGCGGCUGGGAUGAAAAGUUCGACCAGGGAUUUAUAAAGGAAAUCAAAAAAUACGUGCAUACGAUCGACGCCGUGCUGCUGUCCUACCCCGAUGGCAGUCAUCUCGGGGCCUUACCGUACCUGGUCGGUAAGCUGGGCCUGAACUGUCCCAUCUACGCGACGAUUCCAGUAUACAAGAUGGGGCAAAUGUUCAUGUACGACAUGUUUAUGUCGCACUACAACAUGCACGAUUUCGACCUCUUCUCGCUCGACGACGUGGACGCUGCGUUCGAUAAAAUUGUCCAGCUAAAGUACAACCAAAGCGUGGCGAUGAAGGGCAAAGGAUACGGUAUCACCAUCACACCCCUGCCGGCCGGCCACCUGAUCGGUGGCACCAUUUGGAAGAUUGUGAAGGUGGGCGAGGAGGACAUCGUGUAUGCGACCGACUUUAACCACAAAAAGGAGCGCCAUCUGAACGGUUGCGAGCUGGAGAAGCUGCAGCGGCCCUCGCUGCUGAUUACGGACGCGUACAACGCCCGGUACCAGCAGGCACGGCGACGUGCGCGGGACGAAAAGUUCAUGACCAACAUUCUGCAAACGCUGCGCAACAAUGGCAAUGUGCUGGUAACGGUCGACACGGCCGGGCGCGUGCUGGAGCUGGCGCACAUGCUCGACCAGCUGUGGAAAAACAAAGAGUCCGGGCUGAUGGCGUACUCGCUGGCGCUGCUGAACAACCAGAGCUACAACGUGGUCGAGUUCGCGAAAAGUCAGAUCGAGUGGAUGAGCGACAAGCUGAUGAAAAGCUUCGAGGGCGCCCGAAACAAUCCGUUCACCUUCAAGCAUCUGCGCCUGUGCCACACGAUGGCCGAUCUGGCGAAGGUGCCCAGCCCGAAGGUGGUGCUGGCCAGUUCGCCCGACCUGGAGAGUGGCUUUUCGCGCGAACUCUUCAUCCAGUGGGCACCGAACGCGAGCAACAGUAUCAUCAUCACGAGCCGCUCCUCCCCCGGCACGCUGGCACGCGAUCUGAUCGAGAACGGUGGCAAUGGGCGCAAAAUCGAGAUGGACAUACGGCGGCGCGUCGAGCUGGAGGGUGCCGAGCUGGAGGAGUACAUGCGGACGGAGGGUGAAAAGCUGAACCGGUCGAUCAAGAAGCGCGAUCUGGACGAAAGCAGCUCCGAUUCGGACGACGAGCUGGAGAUGAACGUCAUUACCGGCAAGCAUGACAUUGUCGUGCGCCCGGAAGGCCGUUCGCACACGGGAUUUUUCAAGUCAAGCAAAAAGAACUACGCCAUGUUUCCCUUCCACGAGGAAAAGAUCAAGUACGACGAGUACGGGGAAAUUAUUCAACCGGACGACUAUCGCAUGGUCGACUUGGGCCCGGAAACGAACGGGGGCGAUGAUAAUAAGGAGAACGGAGGCAUCAAGACGGAGGACAUCAAGAAGGAAAAGGAGGACGAGGUGACGGUGCUGGACAAACCGACCAAGUGCGUGCAGUCGCGCAAACCGAUCGAAGUGAACGCGCAGGUACAGUUUAUCGACUUCGAGGGCCGUUCGGAUGGGGAAUCGUUGCUGAAAAUUCUCUCCCAGCUGCGUCCCCGGCGGGUGGUGGUGGUGCGCGGUUCGCCCGCCAACACGUCCCACAUCGCCGAGCACUGCCAGCAAAAUAUAGGCGCGCGUGUGUUCACACCCAAUCGUGGUGAGAUUAUCGAUGCAACCACGGAAACGCACAUCUAUCAGGUACGGUUGACGGAAGCGCUUGUGUCGCAGCUCGAGUUCCAGAAGGGUAAGGAUGCCGAGGUGGCCUGGGUGGAUGCACAGAUCGUGAUUCGCAACAAGCGAAUAGACACCGUGGCGGAGAAGGACGCUAACGGUGCGGCAAAUGGCGGUGGUACCCUGCUAUCGGCCAAUCCUGUCGUUCCCGGAGCUGGCGGAAACUUGGGCGGUGGUGGUGCUGGUGCUGGUGGCGGCGCCGGCGAUACACAGAUGGAGGUGGACGAAGUGGAUACGAUCGACGAUAAGAUGGACAAACAAAUUUUAACGCUAGAGCCUCUGGCACAGGAAGAUCUGCCACCACACAAUCCGGUGUUCAUCAACGAGCUGAAGCUGAUCGAUUUCAAGCAGAUUCUGAUGAAGAGCAACAUUGCGUCGGAAUUUUCGGGCGGAGUGCUCUGGUGCAGCAAUGGCACGGUGGCGCUUCGUCGCGUGGACACCGGGCGCGUUACGAUCGAGGGUUGCAUUUCGGAGGACUAUUACAAGAUACGAGAACUGCUGUACGAACAGUACGCCAUCAUUUAAUGGGCAUAAUUAACAGUGCAUAUGUGUUUGAAAUAAAAAGUUCAUCCGUCAUUACAAAAUUCAA
Molecule: messenger RNA, 2578 nt
Organism: Anopheles arabiensis
Lineage: Eukaryota; Metazoa; Arthropoda; Insecta; Diptera; Culicidae
Gene: CPSF2
Product: probable cleavage and polyadenylation specificity factor subunit 2
Exons: 2
Coding region: 142-2514 (790 amino acids)
Biological process (GO): mRNA 3'-end processing by stem-loop binding and cleavage
Cellular component (GO): mRNA cleavage and polyadenylation specificity factor complex
Molecular function (GO): RNA binding
Source: RefSeq, a predicted model, not a curated record